AUGGUCGUUCACAACCCUAACAACUGGCAUUGGAUUGACAAAAACUGUUUGCCAUGGUCCAAAGACUACUUGAAGGAAAAUAUAAUAGACACUGCAUAUGAAGAUGACCUGUUCAGAUUUGUAGUUACUGCUGUUGAUUCUGUCAGUGGUGAUUGUGAUGUGACUCAAAGAAAGGGAAAGGUAUUAUGUAUAUAUGACAUGAGAUUACAGUUUCUGUUAUCUGGAGCUAUCAAAAAGGGAAACGAUGAGGAGGAGGAAGAAACAAUAUCAGCAACAAUCGUAAUACCUGAAUUUGUUCAUGAUCAGGGUGAAGACGAGUAUAUUUUUGAGAUAGAAUCAGCCUCUCAAAAAUCAGAAAUUAGAAAGCACUUUGUACCAAUCUUGAAGGAGAAAUUGAUGAAGUUUCAACCUGAUUUGCUAGAAGCACACGCAAAAGAUGUUCAACAUGCAACCGAUUAA
Molecule: messenger RNA, 459 nt
Organism: Candida dubliniensis CD36
Lineage: Eukaryota; Fungi; Ascomycota; Pichiomycetes; Serinales; Debaryomycetaceae
Gene: HCH1
Product: Hch1p
Exons: 2
Coding region: 1-459 (152 amino acids)
Biological process (GO): positive regulation of ATP-dependent activity; protein folding
Cellular component (GO): cytosol
Molecular function (GO): protein-folding chaperone binding; ATPase activator activity
Source: RefSeq, a predicted model, not a curated record